Messenger RNA from Lactuca sativa (garden lettuce), 3334 nucleotides. NCBI's taxonomy places the organism in Eukaryota, Viridiplantae, Streptophyta, Magnoliopsida, Asterales, Asteraceae. The record is from RefSeq and is a predicted model, not a curated record.
AUGGCGUUGUUUCGAAAUAAGAUGAUGCCCGAUGGAAUUGUCGAUGUCUUUGAAAGAAUAUACGUCUUUGACUCCUGUUUCAGAACGGAAACCUGGGAACAAGAAGAAUACAAACGCUACAUGAGGAGAAUCAUAACUCAAUUCAAAGAAAUUAACCCUGAAUUUUCACCUAUGAUUAUGAAUUUACGAGAAGGAAAUACAAUAAACAAGAUCCACCAAGUUUUAGCAGACGACUAUCUUACUAUAAUGGACUACCCUCGGGACUAUGAAGGUUGCCCUGUGCUCACAAUAAAAGUGAUCCGCCAUUUUCUAAAAUCAAGUGAAAGCUGGCUCUCAUUUAGACAACAUAACAUUGUGCUAAUGCACAGUGAGCUUGGUGGUUGGCCUGUGUUGUCUUUCAUGUUGGCUGCUCUUUUACUUGACAGAAAACAUUUCACUUCUGAAAGUAGGGCUCUUGAGAUGGUUCUCAAACAGGCCCCAUCUCAGAAGUUACCCCUGAUGACCGGAUUGGAUCCUACUGCUUCUCAGUUGAGGUACUUACAGUAUGUGUCAAAGAGGAAUGCUGAUGAACAAUGGCCUCCACCAGAUAAAGCACUUAAAUUAGCUUGUGUGAUAAUCAGAAUGAUUCCUGAUUUUGAUGGAAAAGGAGGUUGUUGCCCUGUAUUUAGAAUUUAUGGACGAGAUCCGUUGUUACAAAUUGAUAAAACCUCUAAACUUUUAUUCUCAACCCCAAGGAGGAGUAAGAAUGUCCAGUCUUACAAUCAGGCACAAAUUGAGCUCGUUAAAAUUGAUAUUAAUUGCGAUAUUCAAGGCGACGUUGUGCUGGAGUGUAUUAACUUAAAUGAUGAUCUGCUGAAAGAGACGAUUAUGUAUCGUGCCAUGUUCAACACUGCAUUCCUCAGAUCGAAUACAUUGAUGCUGAAUCGUGAUGAAGUCGAUAUAUCUUGGGAUAAAAAGGAUCAAUUUCCUAAGGACUUCAAAGCUGAGGUACUUUUCUUCAUGUUACUCCUACUUCUUUUCUCCGAAAUGGUCCCUGAAGCUUCUAAGAUCCCAGUAGAUUUGUCUUGUUUUGAAGAAGGGGGGGUCCCGGUAGAAGCAUUUGGUAAUGUUCACGAAAUGUUUAGCAGUGUGGAUUUGCAUGUUCCUCCACCACCUCCUCCUCGUGGUGGUGGAGGAGGACCACAAACACCAAAACCACCAGCGCCGCCACCACCACUACAUAAAUCAGGUCCUUCACCUCCACCAGCACCACCCUCACCCAAAGCAAACCCAGCACCGCCACCACUACCACCACCUCCUUGUGGUGGUGGAGGAGGACUACAAACACCUAAACCAUCAAAACCACCAGCGCCACCACCACCACUACAUAAAUCAGGUCCUUCACCACCACCAGCACCACCCCCACCCAAAGCAAACCCAGCACCGCCACCACCACUGCCUACUCCAGUUAAUAGAAUCAAACAAGCCGAUGCAGGUCCACAAACUCCACCACCACCUCCAGGUUCAAAAGGAGGCGGUGUAACUGCUCCAUCUCCACCACCUCCUAUAAAUAAACCGUGUGUUUUAUCAAUGACAUCUGCGGUAAAAACUCAACCAGCAAAAAAGCUGAAGCCACCGGAGAUUGAUAUGUCAGAACUUGAAACACUCUUGUUAGCAUCAAAUCCGAAUUCUGACAAGGCAUCAAAAACAAAAUCCAAAGCAUCUAAUGAACCCAAAAAAGUACAACUGAUUGAGCAUAGCCGGGCAUAUUACUGUGAAAGCAUGCUUUCAAAGGUGAAGACACCAUUGCCUGCAUUGAUGGAACAUGUCCUUAAUUUGGAUGAAUUAGCAAUGGAUGUUGAUCAGGUGGAUAAGCUUAUAAAGUUCUGUCCUACAAAGGAGGAGAUGGAACUACUUAAGGGCUAUAAAGGAGAACCUGAGAUGUUGGGCAAAUGUGAACAGUUCUUCUUAGAGCUAAUGAAAGUUCCACGUUGGGGAGCGAAACUCGUAGUUUUUUCAUAUAUGAUAAAAUUUAGAGAGGAGGUUUUAGAACUUAGGGAAAGCAUAAACAUUGUAUAUUUAUCAGUAGAACAGCUUAUUAGUUCUGUAAAGUUGAGGAGAGUCAUGCAGACAAUUCUUUCUCUUGGGAAUGCUUUGAACCAGGGAACUAAAAGAGGUGCUGCGGUUGGGUUCAGAUUGGACAGCCUAUUAAAACUUAAUGAAACACGUGCCAAGAGCAAUAAAAUGACUCUCAUGCAUUAUCUUUGUAAGGUGCUUGUAGACAAACUACCUGAACUCCUAGACUUUUCCAAGGAACUUGGCAGCUUGGAGCCUGCAUCAAAGAUACGGAUAAAAAUCAUGGCAGAAGAGAUGCACACGAUUUCAAAAGGAUUAGAGAAAGUAGUCCAAGAAAAGAAAUUGUGUAAAAAAGAUGGUGUGUCUAAAAAAUUUCGGAAGUCUCUGAAAAAGUUUCUUGCUUCUGCGGAACCUGAAGUGAAGUCCCUGGAGACCCCACUUUUCUCAAAGUUGGGUAAAAGUGUGGAUGCGUUAAUUAUUUACUUUGGAGAAGACCCUAAAGAAUGCCGGUAUGAAAAAGUUGUUGACACUUUGCUUAAGUUUGUGAGAAUGUUUAAUCAAGCCCAUGCUGAAAACUGCAAGCAAAUAGAGGCGAAGAAUGUUGCAGAAAAGAAGGCGGCACAGAAAGCAGCCGAACAAGAAAUAUUAAAGGCAGAUGAAAAAAAAAGUCAAAAGUACAAAAUCAUUCGAAAAUGGAGUCAGAAUCAAUAAGAAAUAAAACGGCUAUAGAAAGUGCUGAAUACUUUUUUUGCUUUUUCCCUUUCUAUAUAAUCAAAAAUUGGUGGAAAAAUAGAAGCCGCUUCCUGGUUGCAGCUGCUGGUGUGUGUGUUCCAGCCUUCUUUGAUGAAAAAAAUGGUAAUGAUCUGUUGGUUGAUGAAGAAGAAGAGUUCGCAUGGUGAAUUUCUGCAGUGUGAAGUUUUUAGUUGCAACUGAUUGUGCUGGAGGAUCACCAGAGUGAAGGUUAGUCAUGAUCAUCAAACUUCUAUCAAGAAUUUGAGAAGAUUUUAUUUCGAUGUUUUUCCAUUUAAUUUUAUGAUGAAUUUGACAUAUUAGUGCUGCAACUGACAGCAAAACGUAAAUUUUUUUGUAAUAAUUUAGUGUGAUGGCAUCCUAGCUAGGUCUCACUGAUUUUGCGGAAAACUGCAGUUAAAUCUCUUAGAUUUUGUAGUUCUUUUAUGGAACAUGAGAUUUCAGAUUAAUAAUUGACCACCACUGACAUUUUUGGGGAACUAGUUUAUACACGUUAUGUUAGUUUAUACAAAUGAUGAUUGAUGUAACA